GACCAGACAAAGCACAGAGACAAGCCUAAUUCUUUCCUGUCCAUCAUGGCACAUGCAGAUAGCCCACAACCUCCAGGUGCUUGCUGCUGGUAGACGCUGUUGUUUCUGAUCUUCCUCUCUGGCUUUGUAUUGAGAUUGAACCCCCCUUCCCUUCGCCCAAGAAAGAGCUCGCUGUCGGUCUUGAUCUCCUGUAUCUUACGUGUAUCCCGAUCUCGGUCGACAGACAUCUCCGAUACUUUCCCAUUCGCAGCUUCAGAACUUGACGAUCUGAGCUGCCUCAGCGCUACUCUGGGUGAAGCUUGCACGUUGAACUUCUGGGCAGCCUCAAAGUCGUUCAACCAAAAGCAGAAAGAGAACGUAACAUUGGUGGAAGAGCUCCAUUGACAAAGAACCUACCUCUGGCCAUUCGUCCAAGCACACCAUUCCCUCCUGAACGCUGCGGUGCCGUUUCAAGGAAGUGGUCUUGUGCUUUGAUGAAACAGUCGUCCUCUGUGACUUCUGAUCCAAGAACAACUUGAAGAAUAAGGAGGUGGGAAUGGAGUGUGGAACGCGGAGGGAUCCUCUCAUUGUGAAUGAAUGAGAGAUCUUCUUGCGUUCCAUCGGGUUCCGCAGCCCAUUGUGUGUGUGUCUCAACAAUAGUACAACGACAUCAUACCUCCCUGCGGUCACCUGUGUUGACCUUGGUUGUCGGGAGCGAUGAACCAUGCCCGCAAAACAAAUCAGUCGACAGUCUCUCGGGAUCAUGAACCAGAUCCAAAUUCCACCUCCAUAUUGCCCUCGAAAUCGUCCCAACCACCGAUAGCCAUGUCCUCCCAAUCGAAGAUGGAUACUGGUUGGAAAUCUCCUGAUACUCGAAUCUAUUACGCGAAGAAGUACAGACAAGUUCUUUCUUCCGCUCCGGCGUCUGCGUUGGCUGUCAUUGCAGGGGCCCCUUUCGAAAACGUCAAAGUCCGCAUGCAAUCGCGUCACUUUCCAAAUGCGUGGCAGGCGACCAAAUACACCUAUCGCACUGAAGGUCUUCGUGGGUUCUGGGCCGGUACAUUGCCCCCGUUAGUCUCGAUCACAUUCUCUCGCGCUCUCGGUUUCUCCAUCUACCGCAAGGCCAAAUACACGUUCGACAGCUGGAUCGAAAAAGCUACAGGAACAUCCCCUCUUCAACAUGUCAACAAACCAGGAACAUAUCCCACCAUCUACACCCUCGCCUGCUUUACUGGAGCUGGAAUGGUCUCGGGUGGUGUGACUGCCGUUGUUCUGACUCCCAUUGAACUCAUCAAAAAUGCUACUCAAACCUCUGUUCUCAUGGCUUCUCAAGGCGAUACCCCGAAAACUCACUCUCCUGGCGUUAAGAAUGUUGGCCGAGUCAGCUCCUGGGGUUCCAUGAAACUCAUCAUGCAACGACGAGGAGCUCUAGGUCUCUGGACCGGCUUUCGUCUGCAUAUGCUUCGCGAUCUGGUUGGCAGCGGCAUCUACUUCGGCAUCUACGAGACCACCAAACAGACCCUGAAUUCGUACUACGGUGCCGAGAAAGCAAAUUCAGCUGGUGCCAUCGCCGUUGCUGGCGCUCUGUGUGGCGUUGGUGCUUGGUGUGUUACCUAUCCGCUUGAUACGAUGAAGACACGGACUCAGAAUAACCUCGUUGGCGCUUGUUCAGUCCCCUCCACCACCUCCAAAGCCUCGGCGUCGCUUUCGACGGCUCUGGACACCGCUGCGAAGUCGGUCGCGCGCGUCUCGAAGUGGAAAGGCCUCGAAAUGAUCAUCCUGCGCUCGUCGAUUCAGAACAUGAUCCAGAUGUCCUUCUUUGAGCAGGCCAAGGUCGUCAUUGACAACAUGAGCUUUUCCGAUGGUAGCCUCACCUUGCCGCAGGUGGAACGGCACUUUGGCCGUGAUUCCAAAGUCAACAAGAAUGACAAGUGUUGAAUGGUGGGCACCAUGUGUGUAUCGAUGUGAUUUUUCUACAUAGCGAACAAUGAACAAUAAACAAACCA
Messenger RNA from Exophiala xenobiotica, 1985 nucleotides. RefSeq lists its product as uncharacterized. The coding region runs from base 697 to 1917 and encodes 406 amino acids. Gene Ontology annotation, molecular function: transmembrane transporter activity. Lineage: Eukaryota; Fungi; Ascomycota; Eurotiomycetes; Chaetothyriales; Herpotrichiellaceae. The record is from RefSeq and is a predicted model, not a curated record. Gene Ontology annotation, biological process: transmembrane transport. The transcript has 6 exons.